Molecule: messenger RNA, 2835 nt
Organism: Coprinopsis cinerea okayama7#130
Lineage: Eukaryota; Fungi; Basidiomycota; Agaricomycetes; Agaricales; Psathyrellaceae
Exons: 8
Coding region: 1-2835 (944 amino acids)
Molecular function (GO): protein binding
Source: RefSeq, a predicted model, not a curated record
AUGGGUCAAAGCGCGUCGUUCCAGGGCUCAGACUCGCACAGUACGCUCGUCGAGGAAGAGGCAAUAGCAGCUUCCGGCCAUGGCGGGUACGAAAAGCUACAGAUCGAGAUGAAGGAUACCCUAGACGAUAUGGAUUCUACCAGCCUGGAACUUGGCGAGCAUGAAACCCCUGACUCUGCGCUCCAGGCGCAGCCCUCCCAUUCCCCCACUGGACAAAUCGGAGGGAUAGCCAUGUCCGAUAACGCCCACAUCAGCGGCGGGAUCGUCGCAGGCGGAGAUGUACAUCUCAACGUCGCCCUCACCUUAACCCCAUCCGCCUCUGAAACCUGGCAAGAACGACAAAGACUGCGGGAGGAAGCAGAAGCUAAAUCCCGCCUGUUGAACGAGGUAGUGGACUGGCUGGCUCCUCAUUCCUAUUUCAGAGAUGUGCAGAGCGAGAACUUUGAAAAAUGGACAGCUGGGACAUUGUCCUGGUUCCUCACUGCGGACCUCUACAAGUCGUGGAAACAGGGAGGGAAUCGUAUCAUUUGGGGUACCGGAAUACCCGGGGCUGGAAAGACUGUAUUGGCCUCAAGAGCAGUCCACGACCUCGAAGAAUACAAAAACACCGUAAAGGGGAAAAUAUGCGUUCUAUUCGCCUACUGCCGCUACUCCGAGCGCCUCCCAGUGAACGAAAUUCUCGAAGCUCUCGUGAAGCAAUUCCUCGAAUGUGAUCCCUCCCUCGUCUCCAUCGUCGAACCCAUCUACUCCCAUCACAAACUGCGCAAAACACGCCCUAGCCAAGCUGAGCUCCUCGCACUCCUCCAGCAGUUGGAACAGCACUUCGAGGUCGUGUACUACGUUAUCGACGGGCUGGACGAGGCGUUGGUGGACACCCAAUUCGACUUGAUCCAAGCGGUCAAUGCGUUGCGAGGACGGUUUGCUCUGACAUCUCGGCCCUUGAAGAGGCUAGAGUCUGGUCUUCCCGCGACAAAAUUCUACCCCGUCACCCCGAACGCGACCGAUAUCAAGCUCCUGGUUAUACAGAAGAUCAACCGAAACCCGCAUUUUCGAGCCCUCUUAGAAAAAUAUGGCUGUCGCGACCAGUUGAUUCGACGCAUCUUGAACAAGUCCAGCGGAAUGAUCCUUCACGCAGCCCUCCAAAUCGAAAUCAUCCACCUCUGUGAAAGCAUUACAUGCGUACAGAGAAACCUCGAUCGUUUCCCCGCCAAGCUCAGGGGCAUGUAUCACCAAGCCAUGGUACGGAUCUGCGAACAGAGCCCGCCAGACAACGUCGAUCUCGCCAAGCACGUGCUGUUGUGGCUCGUGUUCGGGAACGAGGCAGUUUCACUCCCCGCCCUUCAACAACUUGUCGUCACCACUUGUGACGAUGCUGUUCCCGCUGAAGGGGCGCCUUUGCCUGAUGGUGCAGCGGUUCUCAGCGUCUGCUGUGGCCUGGCUCGCAUCGAAGUCAAGACCAACCUCGUUCUCCUCGUCCGUGAGUAUAGGUUUAACUUUACUCCCUUACGAGUGAUAACCUCAGACGGGUUUGGAUUUUGUACAGACUUUACAGCCAAGGAGGCCCUGGCACCUAUCCUAAUGCGCGACUUCCCCAACCCCCAUGCUGCGCUCUUCAGGGCAGCAGCUCAACACCUGUUGGCCUACAACAUCCCCAACAACCGAACCAUGGAAACAGAUGUCGACCUCUACAUCCUACUUCGACGACACCCCGCCCUCCGCUACUCCUACGAGCACUGGGCAUACCACGCAAAGCACUGCGCCUCCGACCCUGCUCACUCCUCUGAAGUCCUCCAAUUCCUCAAACAGUGCACCUCAUACCCAGUAUCCGAUGGCUUCUCCCUCGAGCCCUACUCCCCUCUCCACGUUACCGCGGCCUUCGGUCUCGACGACCUCAUCGAAGAAGUCCUCCUCGACAUCGCCAAAGGCGACAUCACCAUCCGCACCGAAGGUUCCGAAUGGCAAAAAACACCUCUGAUGCUCGCAGCCCAAAACGGGCAUACGAAAACCGUCGACAAGCUGUUAAAGCUCACACGGAGGACGAUGCUCAAGAACGUCAUCGGUGGGCACGGUAAACCCGGUAUGCACCUCUUCACGGGCCAAAUCAACCUUCGAGACUCGGCUGGACGGACUGCUCUGAUGCAUGCCUGUGGGCAUCCAGAGACAGCUCGGCGCUUACUCGAGCACCCAGACGUCCAGGUCAACGUCCAGAGCAAGGUCGGUUGGACGGCACUGAUGCUCGCAACCGAGGAGGAGACGUUUACAAGUCUGCUCCGCCACAAGGAUAUCCAGGUCAACCUGAAAGACAUCGACGGCGAGACGGCGCUGAUGUACGUGGUGAGAGGCGGCACCGAAUCGGCAGCAGAACGUUUACUCGCCCACCCCGAUGUGCAAGUCAACCUCAAAGGCAAGGAAGGGUCAACCGCGCUGAUGCAUGCAGCAGAUAGUGGCCGUGGGGGGAUGGUCCGCUUACUCCUCCGUCACAAAGAUAUCCUUCCGAAUAUCCGUGACAAGCAAGGACGUACAGCCCUAAUGUGCGCAGUGGCGAAAGGACGAGUAGGUGCCGUCAAGGCCUUUCUUGAAUUCGACACAGUCGAUGUCAAUGCCACCACACCCCACUUCCUAGAAUCGUCCCUCAUGCUGGCCACCACUCCCCGGAUGGUCUCCCUCCUGCUAGAAUCCUGCCGCGUCGACGUCACCCUCCGGGACAAGGAUGGCGAUACUGCACUUACCAGGGCUCAGAAAUCGGUUGUAGUGUGUCGCGAUGAGGAGAAACGCAAGAAUUGGGAAGAAAUUGUUGCCCUGCUUACUAACCAUGAAGGCGAUCCAGGGCACUAG